Molecule: messenger RNA, 1959 nt
Organism: Chanos chanos (milkfish)
Lineage: Eukaryota; Metazoa; Chordata; Actinopteri; Gonorynchiformes; Chanidae
Product: discoidin, CUB and LCCL domain-containing protein 1
Exons: 15
Coding region: 1-1959 (652 amino acids)
Cellular component (GO): plasma membrane
Molecular function (GO): signaling receptor activity
Source: RefSeq, a predicted model, not a curated record
AUGCUCGCAACGCCUGGAAGUCAUUGUGAUGCUAUUGACUUGUUCAUCGCGUUUUGGUGUAUAUUAAACUUUGAGACGCUGUUGGUCUAUGGUCAAGAGGGUAAUGGGUGUGGGCACACAGUGCUGAGCUCCAAAAGUGGCACUCUGACAUCACGAAACUACCCAGGCACCUAUCCCAAUAACACACACUGUGAAUGGAGACUUCGGGUGCCCCAGGGCCACACGCUGCGCCUGGUGUUUGGCGACUUUAACCUGGAAUGGAGCCGUGAUUGUGCUGCUGGCUCCCUCACUAUCACAGACAGUGGUGGAGCCAUCAGACUGGGUCCUCUCUGUGGGCAGUUGGAUGCCUCGCUCAGGAAUGUGUCACUGAACACUAAUGAAGUGACCGUGCGUUUCAUGUCCGGUCUGCACCGCUCCGGUCGAGGUUUUCUCAUGUCCUAUUCCACCAACCAACAUUCAGACCUCAUCUCCUGUCUUCAAAAAGGAAUUCAUUUUUACUCCGAGAGUUUCAGUGUGUCCUGUCCUGCUGGUUGUAAGAACGUGACCGGGCAAAUUUGGGGUCAUUAUGAACAAGGCUACAGAGACACAUCGGUGUUAUGCAAAGCUGCUAUCCAUGCUGGAGUUAUAUCAGACAGCCAGGGAGGCGUGGUCACUGUGUCGCAGCGUAGAGGCAUCACUCUGUACGAGUCAAGCUUUGCCAAUGGAAUCCUCUCCUCAAUGGGGUCGCUGUCUGAUAAGAGGCUCCUCUUCCACAAAGAUUGCAGUAGCCACCUGACGGCGUCGGCCUACAACGCGUCGUCUGUGUGGCAGGAAACAGACAGUACAGGACAGCGCGUGUCCUGGUCUCCCGGCCGCCGGGGCGCGGGGGGAGAGGUGUUCCCGUGGGCCGGCAGGACGGAGGAUAAGAAACCGUGGCUGGAGAUAGAGCUUUGGAACAGGAGCAGCGUCACAGGAAUAAUCACAAAGGGAACGGCCGAUUUCUACCUACAGUCAUAUACUCUCUCGUUUAGCAAAGACGGCAAAACUUGGAAGGUUUACAAGGCUGCUUCCAGCAAAGAGAAGAAGGUGUUCGAGGCCCAUUCUGAUGGUCACCUGUCGGUUCUUAACAGCCUGUUUCCCCCUGUGGUGGCACGUUACCUCCUGUUAAAACCCCAAAACUGGCAUGUGAGACCCUCAGCAGACAUCCAGGUGUUGGGUUGUCCCUCAGGUGCCCUCAGGCCCCGUUCCAAUGAUCCUGGAUCUACCUUCAGGAAGGGAGUUGUCACGGAAAUGGUAUUAGGGGAUUCAGUCGUUACUGAGGGGCCACUGAUUAUAAAAAGCUUCAGCAACAGUGAUUAUCUAGUAACAGUGGCUGUGAGCGUGGUAUUGGGCCUGACCCUGUGUGUGGGUUGUCUUUUGGCUGUAAUCUGGUGCAGAAGAAGAGCUGAAACUAUGAAGAAGGGCUGCAUAGAUGAAGAGUACAAGGGGUUCCAUGGAAAGAAGCUCCCCUGCCCAAGUUCAGAGCUAAUUUCCUAUCCUUUGACCAGAAACGUCCACGACUCUCUCCCCGACCCUCCCCUUAACGACUACGCUGAACCGGACGUGCUGGUGGUGGGGCAAAAGCUGGGUUCAACCUUCCGUCCAACGAUGGAGGACGGCUACACCGUCCCCUUCAUCCUGAAUCACUACGACACCCCUGGCAAAAUCCCAGAGUACGCCGAACCUCUGCCUCCUGAGCCCGAGUACGCCACCCCUUUCACUGAGCAGUCGUCGGAGACGCUGCACAACAAGCACCGUCGACCGCUUAAUCCGCGGACAAACGCGGGGCAACCUCAGUACGACAGUCCCGCUCAGAGACUGCCCUCCAAUAGCUACUCUUCUCCGCUCAGCGCCGGCCCGAUGUGCCAAGUCACUACGAUAUACGUCGAACCCGAACCGGUGGAUCCGCUCCUCCAGCACAUCUACCACGAGCCCCUAUGA